Messenger RNA from Ipomoea triloba (trilobed morning glory), 2157 nucleotides. Its product is annotated as protein FAR1-RELATED SEQUENCE 5-like. Gene Ontology annotation, biological process: regulation of DNA-templated transcription. The coding region runs from base 1 to 2157 and encodes 718 amino acids. The transcript is spliced from 5 exons. The record is from RefSeq and is a predicted model, not a curated record. NCBI's taxonomy places the organism in Eukaryota, Viridiplantae, Streptophyta, Magnoliopsida, Solanales, Convolvulaceae.
AUGGAAGGUUCAACAACCGAGCAUGCUAAUCAUACUGGUGGUUCCGAAGGUUGUGACAUGCAAAUUUCCCCAGGAAAUACAAAAUAUUGGACUCCGGUCUGCAAUCCUUCAAUUAAGCCGUCGGUUGGACAGUGGUUCCUAAAUUUGGACAAUGCUAUUGAGUUCUAUGCAAAAUAUGUAGGAAAAGUUGGGUUUGAUAUACGUCGAAGCUCGGAAAAAAAGGACAGGCAGGGUAAGAUUUUGAUGAAAUGGAGUGGUGAAACCGGGACAGAUGUUAUUAGGCGUAGGACAUCGAAUAGGGUGGGGUGUAAUGCACGGAUUGUGUUUAAGCGGGUAGGAAGUGGGGGGUUUGUCGUGUUUUCGUUAGAAGAGCGGCAUAAUCAUUGUAUGUGUUCGGAGGUGUCAAAAACGUUUUUGAGAGUGAAGCGGAAGUUGGACCUUGGCCAUCAGACUUUCAUUACCAAUUGUGCCAAGGCAAAUAUUGGGCCGAUUAAAUCUUUUAAACUGUUUAAAGAAAUGGUGGGUGAUUAUUCAAAAAUAGGGGCAACGAGUGUUGAUUUCUGUAAUUUCAGACGUAAUUUGUUGGCUUAUAUUGAGACGGGAGAUGCGCAUCUAAUACUUGCCAAGUAUCGACAAAAAAAAGAGGUGUGCCCGAAGAUGUACUUCGAGUACGAUGUAGAUGAGUAUGACCAUUUAUGUCGGGUGUUUUGGGCGGAUCCAAAGGCUAGAAGGAACUUUGCACGAUUUGGAGAUGCAAUGUCGUUUGAUGCUACAUACAGUACGAACAGGUAUAGCCUGGUUUUUGUCCCUUUCACUGGGGUGGACCAUCACAAGAAAUGCAUUACAUUCGCUAUAGGGUUAAUAUCUAAGGAAGAUGUAAAAUCAUAUGUCUGGCUGCUUGAGAAUUUCAAGAAAUGCAUGGGGCAUGUGCCGCAGUUGACAGUGACCGAUCAAGAUCCCGCCAUGAAGAGUGCCGUUGCACAGGUGUUUGAAUCAACUCGCCAUCGUUUCUGCAUGUGGCAUAUCAUGACCAAGGUUAGCGAGAAGGUAGGGUCAACAUUGGCAAAGAACGAAGAGUUUCGUAGGGCAUUGAAUGCUGUUGUGUGGAAUGAGAAACUUAAAAUUGAAGAGUUUGAGGUUAGGUGGCAUCAUAUUAUGGAGGACUACGGGCUCAGUGAACACAAAUGGUUCAAGCAAAUGUUUGAGGUGCGUGAAUUUUGGAUUCCUGCAUAUUUCCACAACGUCUUCAUGGGAGGGUUAUUACGAACUACAUCACGGUCAGAAGCAGAGAAUAAUGUAUUCGGGAGUUACACUAGCCAACACGCUAGCUUAGUGGAGUUUUUCUUGCAAUUCGAGGCGGCAAUAGAUACCCAACGGCAUAAACAAGCGAAGCUUAAUGCAGAUUGUGAAAGCAAGUUUCCAGAGAUGAAAACCCCGUUGAAGAUCGAGCGGCAUGCCGCGACUAUUUACACCAUAGCUAUUUUCUAUAAUGUGCAAGAGGAGAUUUAUGCGGGGUGUGUCACGUCUCGAAUCAUAUCUAAGAUGGCUGAGGGCGAUUCUAUACACUUCGUGGUUGAAGACGGUGAUGGGGGAUUAUUUGAUGUGUACGCGAAGAAUGUUGACCUGUCAUUUGAUUGCACAUGUCGAAUGUUUCAAAGGGUUGGGUUGUUGUGCAGGUAUAGCCUGGUUUUUGUCCCUUUCACUGGGGUGGACCAUCACAAGAAAUGCAUUACAUUCGCUAUAGGGUUAAUAUCUAAGGAANUCACCCAAGUUUGGAAUGAGUUCUACAAUUGUGUUGGCCGUGUAUGUGGAAAUACCGACCGCCUGGUGGAGUUGGCAACAUUAUUGAAAGCUCAUAGUGAGAUAUCCACCAAUAGCAACAAUGCUGUUACCCCAAGUACUGCUAAGGUAAGUGUUAUCCAUUCAUUUUGUGGCUCGCCAAAGUCAUCAGAUGUUGUUGUCCGGCCACCUAACAUUGCUAAGAAUAAAGGGUCUAGGAAGCGAUUAAAAUCGAUAAGAGAGAAGGUUGCCGAGAAAGCAACUAAGGCUAAACGGUUGUGUAGGACUUGUAAGCAAUUUGCACACCAUGAUAGUCGUAAUUGUCGGACUUGUAAGCAAUUUGCACACCAUGAUAGUCGUAAUUGUCCCGAGGCGUAG